AUGAUCGCAUCAGAUUGGAUGACUUCCGCAAUGAUCGAUCGGAGAGAUCAUCAAUGGAGGAUCCCCUCACACCGACGGUUUCCACGACACACGCGCAUCCUUGAGAUUAGGAGACAAACACUGGUCGAGCGACUCGGAGAAACGCACGGCUCUGGGAAAUUUUCUGUUGACAAUCAUGCCUACCUGAGUGCGGCUCAACCGCCUCACGGAAAAGGCAUGGCCGCAGAGUUCUUCCCGACCACGUCUUCGUACCUCAUCGAACGGCCCAUACUGCGUACUGAUCUCGAUAAGAUUGACCAACUGUCUCGGGCAACAUGGCAGCAUGGUAGCAUGUCCUUUACCUCUCCCCCAUUCUCCAGCCGGCAGUAA
Molecule: messenger RNA, 369 nt
Organism: Aspergillus fumigatus Af293
Lineage: Eukaryota; Fungi; Ascomycota; Eurotiomycetes; Eurotiales; Aspergillaceae
Exons: 5
Coding region: 1-369 (122 amino acids)
Source: RefSeq, a predicted model, not a curated record